CGGUGUAUUAGAACGAUGACGUCCAAUAGCUUUCAGUUGGGUGGUACUGGAUUUGGAAAUGACAAGGCCCCGUCUACCGGCAGUGGAGAGGGUGACUUCACGAAUGACCCAGCUAGCAGCGGUUUCUUUUCUGAGAAUUUUAAACGACAUGAAGAUCUUAAAGCCAUGCUUGAUGGAAAUAAGGAUAACCUAAAACUGGAUGCUAUGAAGAGAAUUAUAGGGAUGGUAGCAAAGGGGAAAGAUGCUUCAGAUCUAUUUCCAGCUGUUGUGAAAAAUGUGGUUUCCAAAAACUUAGAGGUCAAGAAGCUUGUGUAUGUCUACCUGACAAGGUAUGCUGAGGAGCAGCAGGACCUGGCCCUCUUGUCCAUCAGUACAUUUCAGCGAGCACUCAAGGACCCCAAUCAGCUGAUCAGAGCCAGUGCACUGAGGGUCCUGUCCAGUAUCCGUGUCCUCAUGAUCUCCCCCAUCAUGAUGCUGGCCAUCAAAGAGGCUGUGAUGGACAUGUCACCGUAUGUCAGAAAGACGGCAGCUCAUGCCAUUCCAAAGCUUUACAGCCUGGACCCUGAAAGCAAGGAGCAGCUUGUUGAAGUGAUUGAGAAGUUGCUAGGAGACAAGACCACUUUAGUAGCUGGGAGUGCCAUACAAGCCUUUGAGGAGGUAUGUCCAGAGAGAAUUGACCUGAUUCACAAGAAUUACAGAAAACUGUGCAACCUGUUGGUGGAUGUAGAAGAAUGGGGUCAAGUGGUCAUUGUUGGGAUGAUGACUCGCUAUGCUAGAACCCAGUUUGUCUCGCCCAAUCAAGAGGGUGCUGGAGAAGAUGGCAAGAAUUUCUAUGAAUCAGAGGAGGAUGAGGAUGAAAAGGAGGAAACAGAAGAAAAUGAAGAUGAGCCGAAGAAGAAGCCGUACAUUAUGGAUUCAGAUCAUCGCCUGUUACUGAGACAGACCAAACCACUGCUCAACAGUCGCAAUGCUGCUGUUGUAAUGUCUGUGGCACAACUUUACCAUCACUGUGCACCCAAGUCAGAAGUGGGCGUAGUGGCCAAGGCUCUGAUUCGCCUACUGAGAGGUCACAAGGAAGUCCAGUACAUUGUGCUGAGCAACAUUGCGACCAUGACUGUGGCACGGAGAGACAUGUUUGAGGCUUACUUGAAAAGUUUCUAUAUAAGGUCAAGUGACCCAACUCACAUUAAGCUUCUGAAGCUUGAAAUUCUGACCAGUUUAGCUACUGAGACCAACAUUUCCGUAAUUCUAAGAGAACUCCAGACAUACGUCACCAGUACUGACAAGGAGUUUGCUGCAGCCACUAUCCAGGCCAUUGGGCGAUGUGCCAGCAACAUCGCAGAAAUCACAGACACCUGUCUCAGUGGACUAGUCCAUCUCAUGUCCAACAGGGAUGAGAGUGUUGUAGCAGAGAGCGUGGUGGUGAUAAAAAAGCUGCUUCAAAUGCAGUCAACAGGAAAGGGACGUAAAACGACCACAGAACAUAAAGACAUCAUAACACACAUGGCAAAGAUGGUGGACGAGAUCACCGUCCCCAUGGCGAGAGCGAGCAUCCUGUGGUUGAUCGGGGAGUACAGCGAGAGGGUGCCCAAAAUAGCCCCUGACGUUCUCAGGAAGAUGGCCAAGUCAUUCAUAGAUGAGGAGGACAUAGUCAAAUUACAGAUCCUUAACUUGGCGGCCAAAAUGUGUAUCACCAACUCCAAACAGACCCGCCUCCUGUGUCAGUAUGUGUUCAAUCUAGCCAAGUACGACCAGAACUAUGACAUCCGAGACAGGUCUCGAUUUCUCAGACAGCUGAUUCUCCCUGCUGAAAAAGGACCACUAGCAAAACAUGCCAAAAAAAUACUGCUAGCCUCAAAACCUGCCCCAGUUCUUCAAUCAAAAUUUGAAGACCGAGAUCAGUAUCAGCUGGGAACCCUCUCUCACAUUCUGAACAACAAAACAACGGGAUACAAAGACCUCCCAGAGUGGCCCGAGGAAGCACCUGACCCCUCGGUCAGGAAUGUGGAGAUCCCUGUCCCAGAAGUCACCACCAAAAAAAGUGAAAGAAAGAAGGCCGCAAAAGAUAAAAGCUUCUACUCGGAAUCAGAGUCAAGCUCAGAAGAUGAAGAUUCAGAUGAAGAGAGUGAUGAUUCUGAUGAGGAUGAAGAAAGUGAAGAGGAAAGUGAGGAGGAAUCAGAUGAUGAAGAUGAAAGUGAGGAAGAAGAGGACUCUGAGGAUUCAGACAUUCCUCAGAAAAACAAUGCUCCUCCUAAACAAAGUGCACCCAAGAAAGCACCCAAAGUAGAGAAGAGUGAAAGUGAAGAGGAAGAGGAGGAAAGCUCCUCUGGUGAGGAGAGCUCCUCGGAGGAAAGUGAGGAGGAAAAACCUCCACCCAAGUCCAAGGCCAGCAAAAAGAAACCAGCCAAGGAAACAAAAGCAGCCAAUCAGAACAACACAGAUUUAUUACUGGAUUUAGAUUUAUUUGGAUCUUCUAAUGGUGUGACCAGCAGUGGGGGCACCCAAGGAAGUAUUCUGACCCCCAGUAUGGCCAGCGCCAUGAGUAACUUGACAAUAAGCGGGGCAUCAUCUAACAGUUCUUCAAAUUUUGUUCAGCCUAUGAACAUCCCCCUAAAGUCCUAUGACCUCCUGAACAGGAUGACUGGCAAUGGACUAGGAAUUACUUACAAGUUUACCAGGACCAUUUCUGUGUUCUCUCCCAAAAUGGUUUCCAUAGAACUCACCUUAACAAACCAUGGGGAAAGUCCAUUAUCAGGCAUCAAAGUGGGCAAAAAGACUUUACAACCUGGUAUGGAAAUACAAGACUUCCCUGAAAUAGCAUCCCUAGGAACGGGAGCCUCCACCUCAGUCCUUAUGGCCAUCAAUUUCAACGACACCACACAGCCAGCCAAGUUUGAGAUUUGUACGCUAGAGCAAACAUUUAAAGUCAGUAUAACGGCUCCCGUGGGGGAACUACUACAACCCCACACCAUGGGCCUCCAGGAUUUCACCCAGCAGCAAGGUAAACUUAAAGGAAUGACAGAGAACACAGGAAAAGUAACAUUACCGAAGGAGAAGUCUGAUGCCAAGUCUGUGGUGACAAACGUCCUUACAGUGGCAAACAUGCUCCAGGUGCCGUCUAGUGAAUCGGACACGGUCUAUCGAUUUGCGGCCAAAACCAUGAGUGAAGGAGUGUUAGUGCUUGUAUCUGUGUCAGUGAACGAGGAAUCGGCAAACAUUGUGGUCAACUGCGAGAAGAUGGUGAUCGGGACUAUGUUACUUAAAGACCUCAAAUCUCUACUGGCAAAGAGCUAGUGGAAUUUCGUUUAUUAUGUUUUUACUGAUAAAAAAUCAUUGACAAUCAGACUUCAAGAAAAUUUGUCAAAAUGUUCUUAAAUGAGGAUUUGAAAGAACCUAAGAUUUCUAAAAUACUGUUUUAGUGCUUUAUGUAUUUAAUGAACCAAGAGUGAUAUAGAAAUUUUUUCUGAAAUGAGAAAAAUUAAUAAAUUCCAUAGUUUUUUUUUUUUUAAUGUGAAAAAUAUUCCAUUGGUUAUAAUUGGAAAAUAACCUUUUAUUAAUGAGACAACCUCUGCAGCUAAGUUAUGAAAAAAUCAUUGACUAACAUUUCCAAUCAUUUAAAAGAGGGGGUGUAGUACAUGUAGGUUGUAAAAGGUCACUCACAAAAUAAGAUUAUAUGGGGAAAAUCAUUGGAGACUUUUGUAGCCCAGGUGUAGUUUAAGUGCUUAAGACAAUUGGGGCGUAGUCUUGUAAGCCAAAGGGCAUGUGCAACUAUGUAGAAUUAGUCAUACAUUUAUUUCUAAGUAUGAAAGUAUUUAAUUGCUUUAAGUUGUAAACCAUGAUUGGAUGUACAUGCACAGUAGAUGUCGGUAUUGAUUGAUCUUUUAUUUUACAUUGAUUGAGUUGAUUCAGUUCGGAUUCUUCCCUUUGACAGAUUGUACAAUUUUUAAUAGGUAGAAAAAUGAAAAACUGAAAAAAGUUUGAUGUGGUGUAUUCAUUUGAAAACCAAAUUGAAUGAUAAAAAGUUGAAAUAUCAGUGAAGCAUGUGUAUUUAUGUGAUAAUUGAGAAGAAUUUGUUUAUGAAUGCAUUCAUAUAAAUAUAUACUAGAUCAAAUAUUCUUGUUAUUCAAUUAUCUGUGUCAUUCUUCAUGUACAUCAAUCUUUUAUGUUGCUUUGAUAUUGAAGAUUUAAUAAAAUAAAACCAAGUUA
Messenger RNA from Magallana angulata, 4206 nucleotides. RefSeq names its product AP-3 complex subunit beta-2-like. NCBI's taxonomy places the organism in Eukaryota, Metazoa, Mollusca, Bivalvia, Ostreida, Ostreidae. The record is from RefSeq and is a predicted model, not a curated record. Gene Ontology annotation, biological process: vesicle-mediated transport; intracellular protein transport. Gene Ontology annotation, cellular component: membrane coat; AP-3 adaptor complex.